AUGCCUGCCACGAAGCGCACUGGAUCAAAGCCUUCGUUCAAUAAUGUUUUCAUUAGGAAGUCCGUGACCCCGGAGCGAUCAAAGGACAAGGAACUUAGAAGAAGGGCGUUUGAGCUAAACGGUGAUAAGUAUAAUGGUGACAAAGUGUAUGUUGUUUACAAAGGGCAAAUAUCAGCUCUUUUAGAGAAAAGACGCCUCUGGCUAGUGUACCGUCCACCUUGUUCGCCGAUCACGCGGGACGAUCGACUCCUAUCGAUUUUUUUUGAACUUGUAACAACCACCCCCAUGGAGGUCACAGUGGUGGGCGACUUCAAUUUGUCCAUGGAUUGGGAUCAGCAAAACCAGGUUACCUUACUGCUGUUAGAUCUCGAUCUUUUUGUAACCUUGGGGAUUCAGCAAUACGUCCACCUGCCAGCAGGACAAGACAACAAUAUGGACUUCGUCCUAUCCUCUAGAGGAAGCGUAUCCGAUGUGUGCAUUCUGCCCCUUAGGGAUUUUCUCGCUUGCAAUAAAAUGGCUAUUUAUCCAAGGCUAGUCUACAUCAACUGGCUUGCCCUUUUCAACGAAUGCGCUGAUGUCAAUGAUGUUUACACUGCUUUUGCUCCGUGUUCAAAACAAUUAUAUGUAGAUCAGUUUGUGCCUCACAAGUGUAAAGAAUCUAGGCAUGCCGACAUAUCCACCCCACGCAUCAAAUCGAAUGGAACAAAAACCUGGUUGUUCUCUUUGUACAACGAUCCUUUGAAUACACCAGCUUAUUUGGACACAUGUAAAAAGUUAGUUGAGUAUAUAAAGCUUAUUCAUCUAACAAUAUAA
Cooperia oncophora is the source of this 813-nucleotide messenger RNA. The record is from the annotation of a GenBank genome assembly. Lineage: Eukaryota; Metazoa; Nematoda; Chromadorea; Rhabditida; Trichostrongylidae.